UUGACGUCACGUGAGCCAUUUGUACGUUAUUACAUGUUUUUGUCUUGAGAUGUGAGAAAACGUCGUAAGCAAUCUGAUUUCCGUCGAGAAAGAAGGGAAAAUACGACAGCAUGGGUGGAGCUGUGAGCGCCGGAGAAGAUAACGACGAUCUGAUUGAUAACCUGCGGAAUGCAGACUACAUCAAGUCAGACCUGGUUGAGGAGGUUUUUCGUGCAGUAGAUCGUGGCGACUACUAUCAGGAUGAGUUUCGUGACAAUGCCUAUAAAGACCUGGCGUGGAAGCACGGCAACAUACACCUAUCUGCCCCCUGCAUCUAUUCAGAGGUGAUGGAGGCACUGCAGUUGGAGGAAGGCAUGUCGUUCAUGAACCUGGGCAGUGGAACGGGUUACCUCAGCACCAUGGUCGGACUGGUAAUAGGUCCCUAUGGCAUAAACCAUGGGAUUGAGCUUCACGACGAUGUCGUUGGUUAUUCCAAGCAAAAGUUGGAUCUAUUCAGACAGAAAGGAAAGUUCUUCGACUGCUACGACCUGUGUGAGCCGAGAUUCGUGAAGGGCAACUGUCUCCAGCUAAAUUCGGGCUGCCGUACGUAUGACCGGGUUUACUGUGGUGCGGCCUGCCCUCCGGAGCACGAGAACUACAUGAAGAACCUUAUCAAAGUUGGUGGCAUCAUUGUUAUGCCACUCGAAGAUCAGCUGGUUCAGAUAAGGAGAGAAAGUCAGACAUCUUGGGAAACCAGGAGUGUGCUCCCUGUGUCAUUUGCAACCCUUGUAUCACCACCCAAUGACAAUACCUUUGAAAGUCUGGAGCUGCCGGAGGUGGCGCCACUGUCUCUGCAGGAAAUCGCCCGGUUUCGUGUGAGGCAGUGCAUUCGAUCCAUCAUAACACAGGAGAACCCGGGCCUGCAGCUGCACAGGAAGAAGAAGAAGAAGAAGCAGCAGCGCCGGCGCCGACUAAGGAAGCUCAUUCUUCCGAUUAUGGAAGAAAGCGACAAUGAAGGAGGUGAGCAUCCCAUAGGUGGUGCAGGCGGUGUGGUUGCUAUGGAGACUGACCAGCCAGACAGAGGUGCGGACGAGAGAGAGCCAAGAGAAAGACGACGACGGCGUCAGGGGCGUGAGAUCAUAGCCUGGCGCGAGUCGCUGCCGGUGAGUCUACUAGCCGCGACCGCCGCGCGCGAGAGGGAGGGCGAGAGAGGAGAGCGCGGCAGACGGGAGAGCAGCGAGGAGGAGGAACAUGGUCCGGGUGACGAGCGUGAGCAGUCGGCGGAUAUCGACGAACAGGCGCGGUCAGGGGCGAGCGGCAACCUUCAGGAGGACGCCGUGACUAGCAGUGUGGAGAUGGACGACCGCGAGACGGCUGAAGCCGCUAACAAAUACAGGCGCACGAACGGUAAACGAAAGCCGACCAACGGCAAGGUCCGUGCGCGAGAGGGCGACCCACCGCAGCUCGCGGCCCGCCAGAACGACGCGGCGAGAGAGAACGACGCGGCGAGAGAGAACGACGCGGCGAGAGAGAACGACGCGGCGAGAGAGAACGACGCGGCGAGAGAGGACAACGCGGCGGGGAAGGGCUACGGAGCGAUGAAAGACGACGCGACAGAGAGGAACGAUGGGGAAGAGAAGAACAACAGAGCGGGGAAAGACGACGCGGCAGGUAGAAACGACGGAGCGGGGAAAGCCGACGACGCCGCGGGAAACGACGAUACCGCGUUCCACCCCGGAAGCGAUGACGCAUCGAGCGACGCGAGCGAGCGGAGAUCGGCACCAGAGGGCGCUGACGCAGCGGCGAUGGAGAGCGCGCACAGUAGCGGCUCGGGCAGCCCGUUGCAGACGUCUAUGAUGCAGCGUAUAUGGCGGGACAUUCGCCAGCACGCGGCACACUCCCUCGUCGAGCCGUCCGACUCCGAGGACACGGACCCGCGUACGUGCAGCGACGACGACGACGACGAUGGUGGCGGCGGCGGCGGCGGCAGCGGCGCAGCGGCAACGACGACGGGAGAGAAUGAGUCGUUCUCCUAUCUCAUGAGCCACAAGAUAUACAGCCUGCCGAUUCCACUGGCUCUCAAGCAUUACCUGAACUUUCACCGGGAGUUCAGCGGUCGUUAGGCCGCGUGGGUAGAGGGCGUGUGAGUCGGCAUGAACAUAGAGGAUACGUUCGUAUGAGACAUUUUGUAGACAUGAUUGUGGUGUCGGCGAUCGAAGGGUUGUUUGUGACGUGGCCGUGCUUGAAUGUACUAGAAGGAUGCUGUGAUAUUCCUUCUGAUGGAUGAGUGGGAUUUGCAUGACUUUGAUGUAAAUUAGCGUGCUAGUUAUGAGUGUUAUUAACUAUCCGGUUUGAUGGGACUAGUCACGAUUGUAUACAGUGAGGAGUUCUGACAUGGUUUUAGACGUCACUGUGUUUAUUCCUUUGUAUAAAUGGAAUGAUAGUGUUUGGAAGUUUUUGCAUGUGAAAAAUUCACGAGAAAGGUGAAGGGUACUUGCAACGUGGUGGAAGAAUUUCUCUGCAUGAUGGUGGCAAUUACUAAUUGUAUAUUUAUACGUUAUGCGUUGUAGCUUUAUAUGAUUGUAUAUAAAUUGUUGUAUAAUAUGUGUGAAUUGAUAUAUUCAGGGCAGGUAUAGGCAUUGGGUAAAUUUUUCUUACUACAACAAUACAGAGUUUCGUUUUGCACACAUAGAGUUUUUAACAGUUGCCUGUUCUAAAUCUAAUCUACAAAUUGAGAAGUGGCAUCUGUGCCUAUAGACUAAUUAUUUGAUCAUUUAUUCUUUUGUGGAGAUAUGCGAUCACGUAUCGAAAAUUUGGGUAACCAAGGGGUUGAAGCCAAUGUGUACAGCCGAGAGAAAAUAGGUCUUUACUACUAAGCUGUAUAUAAUAACAAUGUUAUUAUAUACUGUUCAGUGAUAUUUAAUAAAGCACGAAUUGUGUUACAGAUCUAAGCAGUGGCAGGAUUAGGGUGGAAAUACACGUGUGGGCUUAUUUUAUAUUUAUGUUGAAUAUUCCCAAUUUUCAUGAAUUUGAAAAAUAGUGUAAGCUGUCGUUUAGCUGCAUUACAGCAUAGAUCUAUAUAUAUAAACACAUAUACGUUUGUAUUUGUAUCUAUGGUUACGGCAUUCGGUCUGUUAUGGCGCUGCCGGAAAAUGUUCAUAAGCGAAAUAUUCGUCGGUGUACAGUAGGCAUCAUUAGCUCACGUGAAAAACUAUGUGCCUUUGUCACACGAUCGGAUGUGGGAACAGGCGUUUCAUUUGUACGUGGAAAAUUGGAAUCGUUCGCGAAUAUUUGUACAGUCCGUCCACUUUUAUCAGCGUGCACAGCACUCGACCACUUUGUAUUGCAGCUGCUCGCUCUCAUGUAAACAAGAGAAUUUCAUAAUGAAAAGUCGCAUAUCCGUGCUGGCAAGAAUAGUGCCGGCGUCAUUACUGAAUGCCACAUAGCAUAUCUGAUAACAGGUGUUAGCGCAAAGAUAGUAAGAUAAAUAUCUAGUGUCAAAGAUGAUUUAGUAUUAUUAAUAAUACUAUCACUACUACUACUAAUUAUAAUUAUAAUUAUAUUUAUAUUAAUAAUUACAAUCGUCGCGACGAUUUAAUUUGAAAUAAAAGUUUAAUUUGAAAAGUAGACGGGCGCAAAGUCGUUCGGCUCGCGGUCACCUUGAGCGUUCAAACCAUAGAAAUAAUGUAAGUAGAUAUAGUCUCUCUCUAUAUUUCUAUGGUUCAAACGCUUCGUCGGUCGAUCGUCCAGCACCACGGCAACGAGUCCAUCUAUGUGUGAAAACCCCGACAUGGUGGUUAGUUUGAUCACAGAUUUACUCGCUAAUCUGUGGUUUGAUUUUGUUACAAAUGCUUUGAUAUGCAACGCGGCUGCCAGGUCUAAACGUCGGCUUGUCGGACGCUGGUGUCUAUCUAUCGCUCUUCGUAGACGUAUAGCCGUGAAGCCUGGCGUGCGUUGUUGUGCCGAUUGGCGUGGAUAUUCGUAUAGAGUCGUGAUAUAUGUGUGUCGUAUUUGGAAUUUGGCCAGAUUUAGAAUUCGUUAAUCGAAUUCUUCCCUUUGAGCAAUUGCCGCAUGUUCACUGGUGGCCAUUUUCAUAGUAAUAUAUGUAUAUAUAUCAAGUAUAUAUAUAUGAUUUCUCCUUCUAGCUAUCUCUUUCUCUUUACUAAUAUCUCUCGCCGCACUCUAACUAUAGCUCUGCUCUAUCGUUUGAACUAUAUAUAUAUAUAUAUGUUUAUGGGUGCGAUGGGUCGCAUGUGAUCGCGUCGCAGCGAAUACGUGGGUGAAUCCGUGUUAAUGUAAUAUAUGAACAACGCACGGCACUAUGAUAAUAUACAGAUGUGCCGCGUUAUUACGGAGACCACGUAGCUGCUGCAAGCAGUAGUUGGUGGAUCGACGUCGCGUAGGAGGACGUCGCGUGAGUGGGUGAUGCGGGGAGACGGAGAUUCUAAACUCCCACCUCCCACCCCUUACACACGUUUGCACGGAUGCGUAUGUUAAGCGGACACACGAGCGCAUCAUUGAGUGAAAGGUUUAACGUGAUCGUCGCGGCGAGUUCUCUGACCUUUCUGGCGGAAUGCGUUUAUUGAUUGUCGGCCGACGGGUUGCAUCGUGGAGAUUAAUGCGGGCGCAUCCCUGCCUUCUGAAUGAGACGGACUCUUAGUAAUGCAUGUUCGGUCUGUCUCGCCUGUCCGCGGCUCACUAGGAAUAAAGAUUCCAUGCGAAGCAAUCCCGGGUCAAUAAUAGCGCGGAAAUACUUGAUCCGAACGAUGUAAUGUAAGAUAAAUUGACGGAGUCUAAUAAAGAUACAGUAAACAUAA
Priapulus caudatus is the source of this 4796-nucleotide messenger RNA. RefSeq lists its product as uncharacterized. The record is from RefSeq and is a predicted model, not a curated record. Gene Ontology annotation, cellular component: cytoplasm. Gene Ontology annotation, molecular function: protein-L-isoaspartate (D-aspartate) O-methyltransferase activity. Gene Ontology annotation, biological process: protein modification process. The coding region runs from base 111 to 2102 and encodes 663 amino acids. The transcript is spliced from 11 exons. Lineage: Eukaryota; Metazoa; Priapulida; Priapulimorpha; Priapulimorphida; Priapulidae.